Molecule: messenger RNA, 1268 nt
Organism: Rhinolophus ferrumequinum (greater horseshoe bat)
Lineage: Eukaryota; Metazoa; Chordata; Mammalia; Chiroptera; Rhinolophidae
Gene: ZNF524
Product: zinc finger protein 524
Exons: 3
Coding region: 239-1027 (262 amino acids)
Cellular component (GO): nucleus
Source: RefSeq, a predicted model, not a curated record
GGGCGGGGCCGUCCCGCGCGCGCGCGCGCCGCCGAGGGGUAGGGCCCCCUCGCCCCCGCCCCUUCCCACGCACCGACCCCGUCGCCCCCCGCGCGCGCACACUCGCGAGCCCCGGCGACAUGCAAAUGAGGUGGAACUGUUUUGCAGAAGGCUUAACUGAGGCUCAGAGAAGUGAACACUUUGCCCAAGACCACACAGACCCGGCUCCAGUGCCCAGACCCAAGCCCCCCACUGCUCAAUGGACACCCCCAGCCCAGACCCGUUGCCUUCGCCUUUGCCUGGGGAGGAAGAGAAACCUCUGGCCUUACCUCCUUCUGUUCCCCGGGGCCGCCGAGGUCGACGUCCCGGGGGGGCCACCUCCUCCAAUCGGACGCGCAAGGCCUGCCUCCCUCGCAAGCGGGGCCGACCCCCCAAGUCAGGGCAGGAGACCUCGCUGGCUCAGGGGUUGACAGUCCCCGUGGGCAGCAGUGGUGGCAGCGAUCUCCUGUUGAUUGAUGAUCAGGGUGUGCCCUAUACAGUCUCUGAAGGGUCAGUGGCAGGAGGUCCUGAGGGCUCGGGCCCUAGGAAGGCUCCGCACUUCUGCCCGGUGUGCCUGCGGGCCUUCCCCUACCUCUCGGACCUGGAGCGCCAUAGCAUAUCGCACUCUGAGCUGAAGCCGCAUGAGUGCAAGGACUGUGGCAAGACCUUCAAGCGGUCCAGCCACCUGCGGCGGCACUGCAACAUCCAUGCCGGCUUGCGGCCCUUCCGCUGCCCACUCUGCCCCCGCCGCUUCCGCGAAGCGGGCGAGCUGGCCCACCACCACCGAGUCCACUCCGGGGAACGCCCCUACCAGUGCCCCGUCUGCCGGCUUCGCUUCACGGAUGCCAACACGCUCCGGCGCCAUGCGAAACGCAAGCACCCCGAGGCCAUGGGGGUACCCAUGUGUCCCCCGGACCCAGGACCUGAGCCACCGUGGGACGACGAGGGCAUCCCAGCCACAGCAGGGGCUGAGGAGGAGGAGGAGCGGGAGGGGAAAGAGCUGGCUUGACCCACAGACCGGAUCACCCCUCCCUGGGCCAGGUUUACAGCUGGUGGUUCAGUUGCUGCUCCACCUGGGCAGGGAGGCCGAGACACCCUCAUGUCUGGUGGUCUUACCAUUGUGGGAGGGGGUUGUGGGUGAGCACCUAAACUUCCGGACCCUGCUGCCUUCUGCCACCCUCCCCUGGACUAACAGGCCCUUCGAGGCAAAGGCUGUGGAAAUAAAUCUCUGCCUCUGGCUUCUGGUGUGU